AGAAAAUGCCAGACCUUAUUAUAAGGGAUUAAAAUAAGCUUGAUAAAAGACAUCCUAAACUUAAUAAAGCUAUCCCAAGUUUGUAAAAAAUCACUUCAGUCUUUUUAUCAUUUGGGACCAAGGUCUUGAGUUUUCUUUCUUCCUCUAGCUAACUCAUCACAACUUUUCAAACCACAACAAAACAAACAGACAAAGUUAUCUCUCCAACUCACUCAAAAUGUCUGUUUUCAAUGCAAAAGUGACUUCUACCGAACCCCUCUCCAAGGAGGAAGCUCGCUGGAUCAAACUCUCCAAAAUCACAUACCGUGAUCCAACAGGGACACCUCGAACCUGGGAAUCAGCUGAGCGUCUCACACGUCCCAAGACCGCCGACAUCGACGGCGUCGGCAUCGUAGCCAUCCUGCCCCUCGCCACGGGCCCCGAACUCAUCCUCCAGAAACAAUACCGCCCUCCCAUCGACGCUGUAACAAUCGAAGUACCAGCCGGGCUGAUCGACGAGGGCGAGACCCCCGAAGAAUGCGCCAUCCGCGAACUCCGCGAGGAGACGGGCUACGUCGGCGUGGCCACUGAGACGUCGCCCAUGAUGUUUAAUGAUCCGGGGUUUUGCAACACGAACUUGAAGAUGGUGCAUGUCAGUGUUGAUAUGGAAUUACCUGCGAAUAAGGACUUGAAGCCGGAGUUGGAGGAGGGCGAGUUUAUUGAGGUUUUUACGGUGAAGUUGACGGAUUUGUGGGGGAUGUGUGAGGCGUGGGAGAAGGAGGGCUGUGCGAUUGAUGCGAGGGUUGGGACUUUGGCGGAGGGGAUUUUGUUGGCGCAGAGGUUUAAGCUGUAGACGGUCAAUGGCUAAUGGACUAUAGAACGAAAAGUUAUGAUUCGAAUAUGUUUGUCGAGGGACUGUCCUCCAUUUAACUCAAUUAUGUACAGGAAAGGUUGAUAUGGGAUCACCAGAAAGCAUGCCGUCUUCUAAACAGGCACAGCCUUACC
Messenger RNA from Fusarium verticillioides 7600, 984 nucleotides. Its product is annotated as ADP-ribose pyrophosphatase. NCBI's taxonomy places the organism in Eukaryota, Fungi, Ascomycota, Sordariomycetes, Hypocreales, Nectriaceae. Bases 218 to 832 code for a protein of 204 amino acids. Gene Ontology annotation, molecular function: ADP-ribose diphosphatase activity. The transcript has 3 exons. Gene Ontology annotation, cellular component: nucleus; cytosol. The record is from RefSeq and is a predicted model, not a curated record. Gene Ontology annotation, biological process: ribose phosphate metabolic process; nucleoside phosphate metabolic process.